Tuber melanosporum (Perigord truffle) is the source of this 1540-nucleotide messenger RNA. RefSeq lists its product as uncharacterized. Gene Ontology annotation, cellular component: mitochondrion. Gene Ontology annotation, biological process: L-aspartate catabolic process; biosynthetic process. The coding region runs from base 132 to 1364 and encodes 410 amino acids. The record is from RefSeq and is a predicted model, not a curated record. The transcript is spliced from 6 exons. NCBI's taxonomy places the organism in Eukaryota, Fungi, Ascomycota, Pezizomycetes, Pezizales, Tuberaceae. Gene Ontology annotation, molecular function: pyridoxal phosphate binding; L-aspartate:2-oxoglutarate transaminase activity.
UAGUGGAUUCCUUUAGUAUACGAACCUACUCACUUCUGCCUUCCUGGUCGUUUAACCCCACUGUCUGCCUCCCUCCACUCCCACCCUUUCUUGAAUCAAUUCUUGGCGCGUCUCUUUUUUUCUUGUCAAAAAUGCUUUCCGCCAGAAUAUUCUUUCCUUGUAGAAGCUGCAAGCACUUGGAGCAAUGUUACUCAAGGGCCACCUGUGCAACAGGUAUUACCGAGGCGUAUAAGGCAGACAAAUUUGACCGCAAGGUUAACUUGGGAGUUGGGGCGUACCGUGAUGACAAAGGAAACCCAUAUGUUCUACCCUCAGUUCGUGCUGCGGAGGAGCGAAUUCUCAUGAAAGGUCUCGACAAAGAAUAUGCUGCAAUCACCGGUGUCCUGUCUUUCACCAAAGCUGCUAUUGAACUUGCCUACGGAAAGCCGUCUCAUGCACUCGAUAGGAUUGCCGCUACUCAGUCGAUUUCAGGAACAGGGGCUCUUCGUAUUGGCGGCGCGUUCUUAGAGCGUUUCUACCCCUUUUCAAAGACUGUUUACUUGCCAACACCAUCAUGGGCCAACCAUGCCGCUAUUAUGAAGGACUCCAAAAUCAACGUUAAGAGCUACAGGUACUAUAACAGUCAGACUAUAAGGUUGGACAUUGACGGCCUUCUCGAGGAUAUCGGGAAUGCGCCUAAGAACUCGAUAUUUUUGUUCCAUGCCUGUGCCCAUAAUCCUACAGGUGUUGACCCUACCCCAGAGCAAUGGCGUGCGAUUAGCGAGGCUGUGAAGAGCUGCGGGCACUUCCCCUUCUUUGACAUGGCGUAUCAAGGAUUCGCAAGUGGAGAUACUAACAAAGAUGCUUACGCCCUACGUUACUUUAUUGAGCAAGGUCAUCCUGUGGCCUUGUCCCAGUCCUUUGCAAAGAACAUGGGUUUGUAUGGUGAGCGUGUUGGCGUUUUCUCCCUACUUGCCGAGUCAGCAGAGGAGAAAAGACGUCUCGACUCUCAAAUCAAGAUUCUUGUCCGCCCAUUGUAUUCCAAUCCCCCUGUUAAUGGUGCCCGCAUUGCCUCGGAGAUUUUAAACGACCUUACUCUCCGCAAACAAUGGCUCAGUGAGGUGAGGGGUAUGGCGGAUCGAAUUAUUUCCAUGCGUGCUGCUUUGAAGACCAACCUCGAGGAAAUUGGUAGCAAGCAUGAUUGGAGCCAUAUUACCUCACAAAUUGGGAUGUUUGCCUACACUGGUCUAAGGCCCGAGCAAGUUGAUAGAUUAGCCAAGGAGUUCUCCAUCUACGGAACCAAGGACGGCAGAAUCUCGGUCGCCGGCAUUACCUCCGAUAACGUCAAGUACCUUGCAGAAUCAAUCCACAAGGUAACUGCUUAAAAAUUGGGAACCUACAUUGUUAAGACAAGUGCGAGAUAUUGGCUUUGGUGGUUCAUAGAAAUAGAGGUAAUGAUGUGCUUUGGGGGAACGGGGGUAAUCUUGGAUGAUCUGGUGAAAUAUGUAUUGUACCGAUUCUUGCAAAAGGCGCUCUCAUAUAUUGAGUUGAUUUUAGUGUG